AUGCUCCUACGUCUCCUGGCCUUUGGACUGGGCUUCAGUGCCUCGGUUCAAGCUUCUUUCAGAAUUUAUGACAACUACGAGAGUAACUUGAUUCGAGAUGCAUUCGGUCUAUCGGAUCAAUGUCUAGAAGCCUUACUACUGGUAGCAACGCAGCUGGAGGACCAGACAGCUUGUACAGACUGGACUCAACAGAACAUCACUACUCUAUGCACCAAAGGGUGCGGGGCCUCACUUAGCUCAUGGAAUUUGGCAGUCGAGGCAAAUUGCAAUGGAGAGUCAGUAUACAGCAAUGGCAGGUACAUGCUUGCACAAUCGAUCCCAGCUUUGUGGCUCGAUGGCCAUGACCUAGUCUGCUUGCAGGAUAGAUGGUCACCAGAUGCGUGCUAUAACCCGGACACAUCUGCCAUCCCCACCGAAUGCUCAGAUCCAGACUGGUUACGCACAGAUAUUUCAGAGACUAUGAAAGAUGUGACUAGGCUAUACGACCGAAGUUUGGUAAAGUUUGAUUCUAAUAAGACUUACACAGUUUGA
Penicillium cosmopolitanum is the source of this 531-nucleotide messenger RNA. Its product is annotated as carbohydrate-binding module family 18 protein. Lineage: Eukaryota; Fungi; Ascomycota; Eurotiomycetes; Eurotiales; Aspergillaceae. The transcript has 4 exons. The record is from RefSeq and is a predicted model, not a curated record. Bases 1 to 531 code for a protein of 176 amino acids.